Messenger RNA from Aphanomyces astaci, 1931 nucleotides. RefSeq lists its product as hypothetical. Gene Ontology annotation, cellular component: U4/U6 x U5 tri-snRNP complex. The record is from RefSeq and is a predicted model, not a curated record. The coding region runs from base 21 to 1883 and encodes 620 amino acids. Gene Ontology annotation, biological process: mRNA splicing, via spliceosome. NCBI's taxonomy places the organism in Eukaryota, Oomycota, Saprolegniomycetes, Saprolegniales, Verrucalvaceae. The transcript is spliced from 3 exons.
CCCCGACCGACCACCGCAUCAUGCAACCCACGGUGGAGAAACCGCGCAAGAAGCGCAGCCGCUUUAGCGAACCAGAGACUCUAGGUGAUGAUACAUCAGCAUCUAUAAGCCAUGGAGAAGUGACAAAGAAGCCCAAGAUUGAUCCAGCGGCCCUCGCGAAGGCAGCAGCGGCCGCCAUCUCGAAACAACUGCCGAAACACAUUGGUGCGCCGAUCACUAUACACGACAAGGAAAAGGCACGGGAAGCCGCAGAGAAAGAAGCUCGCAUCGAGAAGAUUCUCAAGUCCACACGAGAACAGAUUAGCCAAGUCCAGAAUCUAUGGACAGGGUUUGACAAGAAGUCGUUCAUGCCAGCACCGCUGCUCUUGGACGACCAAGGCCGCCACAUUGACGCCUCAGGCAACGUCAUCGCUUCCACCAUUGCACCCAACGCCACCCUUAAAGCCAACAUUAGCGUUGCCGAUGCCCAGAAGGAACCCGUGCCAAAGGCCGUGAACCCAUACUUGUCCUUUCGCACUAUUGACAAGGACGAUCGCAUGGAUUCCCUGGAUCCACGUCUCAAGACGAAAAAGCGAGAAACACGAGGCGCAAAGAAUUUCAAUUUUGUCAAACAAGGCACGUUUGUGAAACAAGGCGAGCAAAUGCGUGCCAAGGAAGCCAAGAAGAUGCUCGCCGGGUUUUCCUCCGGGCGCAAUCCGAAUGCGUAUGUCAAGGAAACAGUGGCCGACGUUCCCGACGCCACCGCCGUGCCGCCAUCCGUCAGCGACAAGGACGGGGUCAACCCAGUCUUGUUCGACGUCGAGGACGUCCCGAUGAAGCCCGACGCGCCCGUGCCCGAAGUCGAGUGGUGGGACAUUGUAUUUUUACCCAAAGACAAGCAAGACUUGGUCGACAAGCAUGGGUUUGCCAAAACCAUCAUCGGGCGUGGGACCCAUGGCGGCACGCUGGACUAUCUCGUGGACCUGCGCCUAAAACAUGCAGGGACGUCCCACUUGAUCGAGCAUCCUGCCCGUAUCAAGUCGGCGCGCAAGGAACAGAUCGUGACACUGCCCAUCAUGCUGACCAAGGCCGAACGAAAGCGCAUCCGCCGCACGACGCGUAGCGAGCGGCUCAAGGAGACGCAGGACAAGAUCGCGCUCGGCUUGUUGCCGCCGCCAGAGCCCAAGGUGAAGCUGGCCAACAUGAUGCGCGUGCUGCAGGACCAGGCAGUCGCCGACCCGUCCGCCGUCGAGCGCAAGGUCCGUGCGCAGGUGGCGCAGCGGGAGCUGAACCACGAAAUGCGCAACUUGGCGCGUAAGCUCACGCCCGAGGAGCGGCGCGAGAAGACCCUUAACAAGCUCAAGAAGGACGCCGCCGGCGACAUUUGCGUGGCCGUGUUCAAGGUUCCGACGCUCGAGCAUCCCCAACACAAGUUCAAAGUGGACGUGAACGCGCAGCAGCUGCAGCUCACGGGCGCGGUGCUCACGGUGACCGACAAUGCCGCCAUCAACUUGGUCGUGGUCGAAGGCGGCCCCAAAAGCAUCAAGGCGUACGUCAAGUUGAUGUGUCGUCGCAUCGAUUGGUCGUUGACGCCGUCCAACGAGGACGGAGACAAUGAGGACGACGACACCACCCCAGCAGACGGCGACACCGUACAUAAAGACGACAAGAACCACGAAGAACAACACAAGUCUGGCAAGACCAAGCCAAAGUGCUACCUUGUGUGGAAAGGUGUCGUGGCCAAGCGCGCAUUUGCCAACUUUCGGUUCCAGGAGUGCCGCAACACUGUCACGGCGCGCAAAGUGCUCGAAACCAAACACGUGGAACAGUACUGGGACAUGGUUGAAACGUACAACCCGUCGUUGAGUGGGGGGACCUUCGACGACGACGAUAACAACGAAUGAACAAGCGAUCGUGCUCCUCCUAUAUAUAUAUUGUGAUCAUAAUUUUCC